Tarenaya hassleriana is the source of this 1167-nucleotide messenger RNA. RefSeq lists its product as uncharacterized. Lineage: Eukaryota; Viridiplantae; Streptophyta; Magnoliopsida; Brassicales; Cleomaceae. The transcript is spliced from 7 exons. The record is from RefSeq and is a predicted model, not a curated record. The coding region runs from base 1 to 1167 and encodes 388 amino acids.
AUGAAAAUAUUUCUAGGGUUUGUGAUUUGGAGUGUCUUGAGCAAUGGGAUCCAUGUGGAAGGUUCCGCAGAGAUCGAUGUAAUGUUGAAGAGACUGAACAAACCUGCAGUGAAGACUAUCUAUAGUGAAGAUGGAGACAUCAUAGACUGUGUAGACAUUUACAAGCAACUUGCUUUCGACCAUCCCGCCUUGAAAAACCACACAAUUCAGGAGAAACCGAGUGUGAAGCUAAACUCAGACCAACCAGGGAGUCUGAAACCGAAUUCUUCAAAAACGAUUAUACCCCAGAUUUGGAGGAAAGCUGGUAAAUGUCCUGAAGGGACAGUCCCGAUCCGGAGAGUGAGAUUAGAAGAAAUAACAAGUGCAUCUAAUGUUUCCCAAUUUGGCAGAAAAGCUCCAUACUAUAAUCGUCAUCUCGAUAUUGCUCGCCAAAAAAGUUUAUUAGGUGACGCAUUUAAGAGCUCAAAUUUACAGGAAAAAUCGGAGGCAUUUCUUCUCGCAGUUGGGUAUAAUUAUAUCGGUUCUCAAUCACAUAUAAAUGUAUGGAACCCGAAGGUUGAAUCGGGUGACUUCAGCUCGGGCCAAAUCUGGAUGCAAAACGGACCUGGAGAUGCAUUUGAAAGUGUAGAAGCUGGUUGGGUGGUGAAUCGAGGCGUAUUUGGAGAUUCACGAACGCGGUUUUUCGCCUAUUGGACUAAAGAUGGAUACAAAUCAACAGGUUGCUUCAACAUCUUAUGCGCCGGUUUUGUGCAUACCAGCAAAAAGAUAGCUUUAGGUGCACCAAUCGAACCCAUCUCUAGUGGGGAUAACCAAUACGACAUCGCUAUCAGCUUGUUCAAGGUACUUCUUAGGAUGGUGCCAGCGAAACCGAAAACCCAAGAGAGAAACGCCGGAAUUUUAUCUGGGCUUGACAGCAGAAAGAGAAUCAGCGUGGAGACUUACGGGAAAAGAAGACACUUGAUCGUGGGAACUGGGAAGAUCACAAGAGACAACUCUUUUCGGGAGUUGACGACUCGGUGUCAAAACGUGGAGAGAGAGAGAGACGAAUCAGAAAAGCGAGAGGAGACGUCGGGAAACGGCUUUCUGCAUAGACCGCUGUCGCAGUUAAUUCCAGGAUCUUCUGCAGAAAACGUAGAAACGACUCCGAAGACUCGCUUCGCAGCGUGA